AUGAAGGGCCAAGACGUGGUCAUUAGCAACGUGGGCUUAUCUGGCGCACCACACCAGCAGAUCUUCGUCAAUGCAGCUCUCGCGACCGGUGUCAAGAGAUUCUUCCCUGCUGAAUAUGGCACUGAUACCCGGGAUUUCAAAACCAACGAGAUCAAUCCUUACAGUACACAGUACAAAGCCGCGCUGGUGCGAUACCUGCAGUCCAAGGAGAAAGGAAGCAGCCUGACCUGGACGGCACUUAUCGCUGGUGGAUUUACCGAGUGGGGUCUGAGACACGGCUUCUUUGGCUUCGACUUCAAGACCAGGACCGCGACGCUCAUCGACGACGGCACAACCAUGUGCUCUCUCAGCCGGAUGCGGACAAUUGCUAAAGCUAUCCGCGGAUGCAUCGAAAACUUUGAAGAGACGAAGAACCAAUACGUCUUCAUCGCUUCUUUCCACAUGACGCAGCGCGAUAUGCUCGCGGCUAUCGAGAAGCUUGAUGGCCAGAAAUGGACAGUCGAACAUACCACGUCUCAGGACUUACAAAUUAGAGGCCAUACGCGGUGCAUCAAGGGUGAUUGGAUGGGUAUUGCGGAUCUAAGUAUGGCAACUGCGCUCGGGAAAUGGGGUCUCGUGGAUUGGAGGAACAAGGAUCUUUUCAACAAGAGAUUGGGAUUACCAGAAGAUAGUUUUGAAGGUGCAGUUCAUUCUGUCAUGGAAGAGUCUCGAUAG
Messenger RNA from Alternaria postmessia, 714 nucleotides. RefSeq lists its product as uncharacterized. The transcript has a single exon. NCBI's taxonomy places the organism in Eukaryota, Fungi, Ascomycota, Dothideomycetes, Pleosporales, Pleosporaceae. The coding region runs from base 1 to 714 and encodes 237 amino acids. The record is from RefSeq and is a predicted model, not a curated record.